Messenger RNA from Papilio polytes (common Mormon), 5112 nucleotides. RefSeq names its product claspin homolog (gene Enoph). Lineage: Eukaryota; Metazoa; Arthropoda; Insecta; Lepidoptera; Papilionidae. Gene Ontology annotation, molecular function: anaphase-promoting complex binding. Bases 559 to 4623 code for a protein of 1354 amino acids. The record is from RefSeq and is a predicted model, not a curated record. The transcript has 16 exons. Gene Ontology annotation, biological process: mitotic DNA replication checkpoint signaling; mitotic G2 DNA damage checkpoint signaling; activation of protein kinase activity.
UAAUACGUACAUUUAUAUUUUAAUAGUGGUUUGAAAGAAUAGGACGAAUUCAUCAGUACAUUGGCCAACAUUGCCCGCCAAUUGAUGAUUUAAAAUCUUUCUUUGGCUCGGAACAUUUUAAGAGGCUGCCCAAAAUAAUAAAAGGCGUAAGACAUAACGCAAAGAUGACCUUAGGAUGCCAAGAUAUUUCAAAGGACGUAGUCCUGGAUAAGGUUUUUUACAUAUUUCAAUGGUCAACAGUCCCAUUUGGUCCCAUGGCAAAACAAAAAGCGAAUGCGGUAAAUCAUAGAUGUUACAUGUGUUAGUACUUUUUCUUUUAUAAUCUUUAUCUUCAUGAUUAUGGUUGACGCUGACGUUUGACAUUUGACAGCGAUUGUCCAAAUAAAUUACAAACCAAAAUUGGCGGUAACGACGUCCUGAAAUCCUGAAUGUGAAUUAUUUGAGUUUGAGUACUACUUCUUAAGUUCAAAUACAUUAUUUAACAUAUAUAUUUAUUUAAGUUUUAAUUAGGUUUGCCCAUAAAGUAAAUAUUUUUAAAGAAACCAUUACAAAAUAAAUAUGACGGACCAAGUGCUGUUUUAUACCUCGAUUAAAGAUGAUAUAAUCGAGAAACUUGUGAACACUGCAUCACCAGAUGGUUCAGCGGAUGAUACAUUAGACAGCUUCAAAGGCGAUGGUGACAAUUUGCAGUCUGAAGACGAACUCGAUGAUGCCCCUGUGGUAAGACCGAAAAGACGUGUUCAACACUUCACAGACAGCAGUAGUGAGUCUGAAUAUGAUGGUCUUAAAAAACAUCAAUGUAAUGACAAGGUUUGUGACCCAGAAGAGAGCAGUACACAAAAAACUGUGAGUAAACAAAAGUCAAGAAUUCGAACAGUGUCUAGUAGUGACGAUGACUUGAAUGAUAAUGCAAUAGAAAAAGCAACAGAAAAAUAUGAUUUAAGCAGAGUUAAAAACAAGAAGAAUAAAUUGAGAGAGAAAUUUCGAAAUUUAGUCUCAAAACAAGACAAACAGUUGAACAUGGAUUCACAAAAUGAAGAAUUAAAUGCCAACCUGAAUAACAAUAAAAAUUUAGACGAGUCAGAAGAAGAACAGGUUUCAUGCAACAAAAUCAAGCAGACUUUUAAAGAUAAACAUAUGAUGAAAAUAUCUGCAAUUUGUGAUCCUGAUUCGUCAAGUGAUGAAGAUGAUAGGUCUAGAAAACAUAAUAAGAAAUCAGUCAUCAAGUCUACUAGAUUAACAUCACCUAAACCUGUAAAGAUAUCAGCAAAACAGGCUAUGGAAAAUAAGCAGAAGAUAAAAAGUGAAUCUAAUCGCAUGCUAAGAGAAAAGGAAGUUUCACUUCCAUACCAUAGACCAAAGGCUUUAACACUCAAAGAUAUUAUGAGCCGACGGAAACCAGCCCUGGCACCGGAUGGGAAGGUCUUGUCUGUUAAAAUGACACCUGAACAAUUGGAGCAAUAUGCUUUACAGUUGGAGCAAAGACAAAAAGAGAUGAUGGAGUUAUGUAAGAGUGAUACAGAAGAGGAUGAUGAAGAAAAGAAAGAUGAUGAGACUGAGAAGACUGAUGACUUACCAGAUGUUCAAAUAAAACAAGAAAAUAAGACAUCAGAUAUUCAAAUAAAUACAGAAACUACACCAAUGGAAAUAGUAGAUGAUAAUGUAAUCAACAAUGCAAUAACUGAUACUAUUGAAGAUUUAAAAUCAACAGAAUGUAUAAUAAAUGCAGAAAAUAUGGACGUCGCCAAAGAUUCAAAUGACAAUGACUCUAUGACUGAAAGUGGUGAAAAUGUGAAUGAAAUUGAAUCUACAGAUAAUAACAAAGAAAUAUUAGAGGGAUGUGAAAAAGUUUCUUCUAAUAAUGAGAUUAACAAUGCUGUUGUAAAUUAUAGUGAAAAAGAUGACAGCCAAAAUAUGGAACUGCAUUAUGAUUCAGAGAAAAUUGACAGUGUAAAUGAAAAUAAAAUCAAUGAAGACAUUAAUAAUGAGAACCAAAUAAAUACAGAAUCAAUUGAUUCCAAUAAUAUUGAGAGUGAAUUUCUAGAUAAUGAUUUUAGUUUUGAUGAAAUAGAUGCUAUGAUUAAAAAUAUUCGAGACAAAGGUGACAAUAAUCAUAUAACUGACAUUUCAUUAGCUACACAACCAAAGUUAACUGGUGCCCCAGGAAUGGUUAUUGAUUUAGAUGACAAUACUUUAAGUGAGAGUAAACUUUCCGGAGUUGAACAAUUGAAAGAAAGAUUUAAAUAUUUUGCAAGACUGAAAUCAUUAGAAGAACAAGAAAAGGAUAGAGAGAAGAAAUAUAAACCAGGUGUACAACUUUUAAAAUUAAAACAAGAACUAGAAGAGCAAAUAGCAGAGCAGAGAUCUUUAGAAUGGGCAAAAAGACUGGAACAAGAAAAACAACAACAAUUAGAAUUAAAUGAAAUUGGAGGUGAUGAUUUAGAUGAUAUUGAAAAAGUCGAAGCUAAAUUGGAACAACUAAACGACAGUCAUAUUAGUAAAGAAAGUUCUGAUGAUGAAAGUGGAGAAAUCAUUGAGGAUGAUUGUAUAAUUGAAGAUAAACCGAGGAAGAGAAACCCGAUGAUUGAUGAAGAAGCAGAGGAAUCAGAUGUUGAGGAUGCGCCAGAAUGUGAAGAUUCAGAUCAAAUAAAUGAAAUAGACAAUGAUGCAAGCGAUGAAGAUUCUAGUGAAGAUGAGUCUUCGGAAUCUGAUGAUGAAGGAAAUAGUAAUCCUAAGAAGGGAAGGAUUUUAAAAGCAUUUGAAGAUUCAGAUGAUGAAGAUAAGACUGAAGAGGAUAAGGAGUGUGAUAAGAAAAAUGAGGUCUCUGAAGUUAAUGAAAUUACUGAAGAUUUAAAUAUGAGUUCAACUCAAGAUGAAGAAUUACAAUUGGCUCAAGUACCUAAAACUUCGUCAGAGGAGAUUAUAUCUCAAGUUACUGUUAAAGAGAUAAAUAGUAUUAAAAAAGGAAUCGAUUGUGAUCAAGAUUUGGGUAGUCAAACAUUUUCUAUUGCGAAUACAGCAAAUGGUACAUGUUUCGACGAUUUAUUAAGUAAAGAAACAAACAUAGAGGAUAGAGAUGUCUUUAUGGAUGUGAAUUACACAACAAAUGCUUCACAAAACAUUAAUUCUCAAGAAUUGAUAACUCCGACACAGUCACAGGAAAUUGGUGAUGAUAUAUUAGCGAUGUGUACAGGAAAAUUUUACGACAACCCGUUUGUGUCACAGAUUGAGGAUAUAAAUCAAGAAAAAUCAUCAAAUGACGACAUACAUGAUAACGUAAAUAAAGAACCAUCAAAUGAAGAAAUUAAUAACAAAGAUGGAAUGACUGAGCUAGAAAAAGAUGCAAGAAGAAAAGAAAAAGAAAUAUUAUCUUCUAUUCUAGAAGAAUUAGAUAAUCCUCGGUUUGAAUCACCUAAGAAAUUGAAAUAUUUCGUUAAUGAUGAUUCAGUUGAAAAUAAAGAAAAUGUACAGAGCACAGCUAAUGAAAGUGUUAAGAAAAAAUUAGUAAUAGACUCAGAUGAUGAAUUUAACGAAGGUAAUGCUGAGAACAUUAAAAAGAAGAAGAAACGAAAGCUUGAACAAAGAGCAUUGCAGUUUUCAGAUGACGAAGAAGAAAUUGAAGAACCAGAAGAUCUUGAAACAGAUAAUGAGGAAAAUCUUGACUCCGAUAUAGAAGAUGUUGAAAGAAUUGUAGAAUAUGACUCUGAGGAAAAUGAGGUAGAAGUACAACCUCAGAAAAAGAAGAAGAAAAUCGGCGAGUUCUUCGAGCAGGAAGCGGAACUGACUUCAGAAGAUGAAUGGAUGGGGUCUGGUGAUGAAGACGAGGCGGGGCUGGACCGCAUGGAGCGCGAGGAGGGUGACGAUGAUGUCUUCCAUGAGGGCAAGCUGAGGAAGGAGCUGGGACAAAUACAUAUGAGGGACGUACUCGACCAAGACAAGAGAGAAGUAAGAUUGCUGCAGGAGUUGCUUUUCGAAGACGGAGACUUGGGCGAGGGGCACAGGCAACGAAAGUUCCGAUGGAAGAAUGCUGAUGAGCCGGAGGAAGGAGGUACAGGGGAGGAGUUUGCUGACACGCAGGAGGAGGAAUUUGAGUCGGAGGAGUUAUGGAGGAAGCAGCGUCACGAAAGAGAAAUGUUCUUAAGGAAAAUGAAAGGAGAGGACGAAGAUCUCAAUAAUACUAGUAUAAAUAGAAGUGCUCUAAUAAAAGCCAAUCUAAGCUCAAAAGCUAUAAGCCCAGAGUCAAAUAAAGCUGUCAAUGAGGAUAAGGAAAAAGAAAUGGUUCAGGAAAUUAAGACGAAUAAAGAUAUACCAAGUCCAAAGAAACCCUAUGCUAUUUUUCAGCAAAACUACCACGGUUCGUUGCUGUCUCGUGGUAAAGGUGCGCUGGCGCGGCUGGCCGCCAUCGCCGCGCCGCUGGCCGGAGACGGUGAUACCACUAAAGUGUCAUCAACGAACAGAAGGAAUUUCGUAUUCGCCGCUUUGUCGCAGGAUGAAAUAGAACCUAAGGUAUCUAAAAGAAAAGCCGAUACUGCCGCACCUUCGCCAGUUUUGAUAAAGAAAUUGAAAGCCGAGGAAAAACAAAAAUCGACGCGGAGUAGUUUAUUCGACUAUUUAGACGGAUAAAUAUUUUUAAGUUACAAUACUGUUGCCAAACUUGAGAAAUAUCCCUAUUACUUUUUAAUUUAUAAAAAUGAGAUAACAUGGAGUAAAAAUCCAACACUUUAACAUCGAAAUUAGGCUUAGAAGUGCCUAGGAAGUUAAUUCAAAAAAAUUAUUAACAAAAAAGUGUAUUUUACCCCUGUCAACUUAUUUUUUAAAUGUAAUAUUUUGAUACCCACAAUUAUUUUUAUAUUUGACUCAUAAUGUGUAUAUUUUUUGACGAACGUAUCGAUUACCUAAUCAGCUCAAACUACCGAUCUUAGAAAAAUGGAAUCUUGCAUAGAGAUUUUUGUACUUGUUAAUUCCACGCGGAUGAAAUCGCGGGCAACAGCUAGUAAAUAUUAAGCUAUAAUUGUACAUAUAAACUAUGUUUAAUUCUAGUACCUCGGAUUAGGUUAAAUAACUAAAUUUAGAAUAAUAUUACAUAAGAAAAUAAAUAAUUGAUGUGCUUAC